AUGCUGCCAUCAUCAUCAUCACCACCACCAUCUUCAACGAACGAAUGGGCCAAAGCAGAGAAGGAAAUUGCUCAAGACCAACAACUUCAAGAAAAAAUCACCAAUGAGGAAUUCAAAAUAUGGAAAAAGACAGUUCCCUUAUUAUACGACUUUAUUCAUACUUUUGCUUUAGAUUAUCCUUCUACUAUCGUAGAAUGGUUACCCAAAUAUAACAAAACCAGCGAUGACGACAUUGUUGAAGUUCAAUUUCUACUAAGUUCCACCGCUGUCAAUGGAUUAGAAAAUUCAUUGGAGCUAGCUUCUAUUACUUUACCUUCAACGUUGGCUGGCAAAGAUAGUAUCACAGUUCCUUCUGAUGGGAUCGAUACUUCUAAUUUCAAAAAGUUGACUAAAUGGAAACAAAAUUCCGUGGCUAAUGCAUUGAAAUUAUCACCAGAUGGAUCGAUUGCUUUAUCUUUUAAUGGAGAUGGUAUCAUUCACGGAUACAAUUUAUCCAGUGAUAAAGUUGUUGAUUACAAGUAUCAUAAACAGCUGGGAUUUGCAUUAGAUUGGAUAGACAAUGACAGAUUUUUAUCAGGAGGUUAUGAUUCACAGAUUGCCUUGUGGCAACUUGAUAAACCAUCUACUCCUAUACAAUUAUUUAAAUCGCAUCAUGGAGCAGUCAACGAUAUUUCAACUAGUGAUGUCAAUAUCUUUGGAUCCGUUAGUGACGAUUCAACUACUCAAUUCCAUGAUUUAAGAACAUCCAUAGGCGAUUCUAACCCAGUUGUCAAAAUUGAAGAUAAAUUUAUUCAAAAUUGUAUUAAAUUCCAUCCCAAGAUAAAUACCCUUUAUGCCACAGCUGGUAAAGAUAAUGUUGUUUCUUUAUAUGAUUUGAGAAAUUAUAAACAACCAUUUAGGAAAUUAUUUGGUCAUAAUUCCUCCAUUAGACAAUUGGAAUGGGAUAACUUCAAUCCACUGACUCUUGUUUCUUGUGGAUUGGAUUCAAGAAUUUUAUUUUGGAAUUUAGAUAAUCUAGAGGAAGAUUAUACUUAUCCUGAUACAAAUGCAAAUACUGAGACUAACAAGAGGAAAAACCAACAAGCUAGUAAGCCUGAUCCAUGUUUGAAAUAUGUACAUGGUGGUCAUGUUGGAAGAAUUAAUGAUUUUGCUCUUCAUCCGAAAAUUCCUAAUUUGUUUGCUAGUGUUGGUGACGAUAGAUUAUUGGAAAUUUGGAAACCAAAAGCGUUGCCUGUAGAGGAAGAAGAGGAAGAAGAGAAAGAAGAAGAAGAAGAGGAGGAGGAGGAGGAGGAGGAGGAGGAGGAGAAUCAAGAAGAAGAGAAGAAAAAUGACAAAGAAAAGAGUACCGAAGCUGACGUUGAUGCUGAUGCUGGUAAAUCCUCCAAAGAUGAUGAUGAAGAAGCAUCUCUGUCAAAAGAUGUUGAAAUGAAAGAUUAA
Molecule: messenger RNA, 1437 nt
Organism: Lodderomyces orthopsilosis Co 90-125
Lineage: Eukaryota; Fungi; Ascomycota; Pichiomycetes; Serinales; Debaryomycetaceae
Gene: UME1
Product: Ume1p
Exons: 1
Coding region: 1-1437 (478 amino acids)
Biological process (GO): regulation of gene expression
Cellular component (GO): cytoplasm; Rpd3L-Expanded complex; nucleus
Molecular function (GO): histone binding
Source: RefSeq, a predicted model, not a curated record